AUGGAGUACCUGCCUACGCUUGUGCGCCGCGAGAAGUGGUGCCAGAGAACGGAGACCAUCCGCCAGGGCGAUAUGGUCUUCGUCUGCGAUCCCGCCUUGUCCAGACGAGAGUGGCGCAAGGGCAUCGUGGAGGAGGUUUACAGCGGAGGUUUACAGCGCGCCACCGUGCGCCGACACGGUGACGCAGCCAGCGUCAGUUCUGGAGACGCAGCCAGCGUCAGGAUAGGAAGCGCAAGGAGCGCCAAGCACCAGCGGGCAGGAAGCGCAAGGAGCGCCGAGCAUCAGCGGCAGCAGCCAGACGGCACAGGUCCGCCAUUUUGGAGCGCUAGGGCAGCGCCAUAUUUGGACAUAUUUAUUGGACACCUGGAGAUGCAGCAUUCCCCCAGGAAGAGUUCCCGGCUGAACGGAGGGGAAGCCACCCCUACAACAACGCAGCAGCCAGCGAGUAGUGCAGCAGAAAGCCGGCCAAGGGUUAACAUAACCACGGCGGAGGCCAUUUCUCGCCCUGCCACUGCAGCGACUACAGUAGCGUCCCAACCAAGGAGCACUGUAACAGCAGCUGCGAGCUCAGAGCCGGAGGUGAGCCAGCCACUCACGGCGUACCUAUUGGAGAGGAUUACGGCGUUGGAGAUCGAGCUGAAGAAGGUCAAAGCCUUGGACGCAACAAGCACCGCCAAUUGCGCGCCAAUCGCAGUUGGCCCAAGCGCAAAUGGCGCCAACAGUGGAGCGUCGGAGCGGCCGCCAUCGUGGAGCGGACCGCCAUUAGCCGCCACAUCGAACGGUGAGGUCCCAACUAACGGGGUCGGGCCGGACCCAUAUAGCAGUUUCGGUGCGACCAGUGGGGCCUACACGCUGCCGCCAUCUUGGAGUGGACCACCGUUGCUAACGACUAGCAACCCACUGUGCGCUACAAGUGCUGCGCAGACAGCGCAUGGAUUCGCGCUACCGGGCGGGAGCAUCCACAACGUGGCAACUGCAUCGCCAUUUCCCGAGGAUUGGCCCAUUUUUAAUUGUGCGUUUGUGGAGACGACCCAAGCGUACAACUGCACAGACCUGGAGAACAACCAGAGGCUGUUGAAGGCGCUGAGGGAUGAAGCACGCGAGACUGUGAAGUCGCUGCUGAUUCACCCUGCGAAUGUCAGAGCCGUGAUGGAGCAGCUGCGCUUUAGGUUUGGCCGACCGGAGCAGCUUAUACGCAGCCAGCUGAACAGCGUGCGAGAGGUGCAGCCGAUUUCGGAGCAGCAACUGGCGAGGAUCGUCCCCUUCGCAACCAGAGUGAGUAACCUCACGGCCUUCUUGCAGUCGGCGAAGGCGGAGCAACAUCUGGGAAACCCCACACUCAUGGAGGAGCUUGUUGCAAAGCUUCCCACCAGCAAACGAGUGUAUUGGGCCAGGCACGCUGCAUCGAUCCAGCCCUUUCCCACUGUAGCGCACUUCAGCGCGUGGCUACAGGAGUACGCGAACAUCGUGUGUACGAUUUUGGACGUCGAUGGAAAGGAGCCGAGGCGUCGAGUUCUACACGCGAGCGUCGACCAGAACGGAUACGAGCAGCGGGAUGACCGGCAUGGAGGUUGUCCAAUUUGUGAAGGUCAACAUGCUACGACGAGUUGCAGCGAAUUCAUUGAAGCUUCGCCACCGGGCAGAUGGAGCAUGGUGAAGAGGCAUCGGCUCUGCUUCACAUGCUUACGGAGUGGGCAUGCGGCCAGAUCCUGCGAUGUGCAUGGCGAGUGCCAGAUCAACGGAUGCCGCAGAUUGCAUCACCGUCUGCUACAUGAAGAGGACGAAGGGCGAAGACGGCCGGAGCAGCGAGGUGGUUUCAGGCGCCACAACGGAGGAAACCAGAUGUCACCAGUUUCCAGACGCAGCCCGGAAAGGAGGUCUUCGCCACGAGGUGGUUACAGGGACCACGAGAGGAGCCAGCAGUCGGCUGUCCUCAGGAACAGCCUGGAGAGAAGGGCCCCGCAGCCAGCAGAAGCUCCCGUGCAGACGAAUUUAAGUAUUGACGUCGAAGGAGGCCGACUUUUGUUUCGCAUACUACCAGUAACGCUGUACGGAGCUGGUCGCCAGGUGGACACAUACGCGCUGUUAGAUGAGGGAUCCUCCGUCACGAUGAUCGACAACGAGCUACGAAGGGAUCUGGGAUUGCAAGGCGAACAUCGACAGCUUAACGUCCAAUGGUUUGGAGGAAGAGCCAGCAGGGAGCCUACCAACGUGGUGAGUCUGGAGAUAAGUGGAGCUGGGAAGCCCACUCGCCACCCGUUGAAGAACGUGUACGCCGUUUCAAACUUGAGUCUGCCGAUGCAGACGUUAUGUCGACGAGAUGUCCAGGGCGUGCAAAGGGAUUCGAGACUGCCAAUGAAGCCCUACAGCAACGUGGUGUCGAAGUUGCUCAUCGGACUGGACCAUGGACAUUUGGGAUUGCCACUUAGGACGAGGCGGUUUGCCAGAGAGGGACCGUUCGCGGCCGCAACCAAGCUUGGAUGGGUUGUGUUUUGGCCAGUAAGUGGACAAUUAACUACGCCGUCACCGAGGUCCUGCCUUCUAGCCGUGUCAGUGGAGGACACGAUGGAAAAGAUGGUGGAAGACUACGUCGAGAUGGAAGGCUUUGGUGUGAAGCUCGCGCAACCGGUCGCAGCCAGCGACGACGCGCGGGCCCAAAGGAUCCUCGACCACACCACGGUGAAAGAGGGGCGUCGCGACCAGACGGGAUUGCUCUGGAAGGAUGACCACGCUGUGCUGCCACGGAGCUAUGAGAUGGCGCACAGACGGCUGAUCAACGUCGAGAAGAAGUUGAAGCGCAACGGGCAGUUGGCUCUGGAAUACGACCGUAUCAUCAAGGAUUACGUUUCCAAUGGAUAUGCAAGGAAGCUGCAGCCGGAUGAGGUCGCGGUGAAGAGCGACAAGCUGUGGUAUUUGCCACAUUUUGGUGUGGAAAACCCAAACAAGCCCGGAAAGGUCCGGCUUGUGACCGAUGCUGCAGCCAAGGUUGGAGGAACCUCACUCAAUUCGGCGCUGGACAAAGGGGCUCAGCACUACAAGCCCUUGCCAGCUGUGCUCUUCCUCUUCAGAGAAGGAGCAGUCGGAGUCUGCGGGGACAUCAAGGAGAUGUUCCACCAAGUGCUGAUCCGACCCGAGGAUCGAUAUUCCCAAAGGUUCCUCUGGAGAAAUGGCAACGACGAUCGAGAGCCGGAUAUAUACGAAAUGAACGUGAUGACUUUUGGAGCAGCCUGCUCGCCGAGCACUGCGCACUACGUCAAGACGCUGAAUGCCUUGAAGUUUCGGGAUUCAGAUCUGAGGGCAGUCAAGGCCAUCAUCGACCACCAUGUCGAUGACUACGUGGAUAGUUUCGAUACGGAGAGCGAAGCUAUCGAGGUAUCUACCCGAGUGAAGGAGAUACACGCGGAGGCUGGAUUCGAACUAUGCCAGUUCUCAUCCAGCUCACCCAUCGUGGAAGCGGCGCUGGGACCACCUGGACAAGUCAAGAGCGUCGGAUGGGCAACGGAUGACUUCAGAUUCAACGUGGAGUAUCAUCGAGUGCCAAAAAGCGUCCUAAGUGGAGAGCGAGUCCCAACAAAGGGGGAGUUUUUGAGCCUGCUGAUGUCAACGUUCGACCCAUUGGGGUUCCUGUGCUGCAUGAUGAUUACAGCGAAGCUGUUGCUGCGGGAGAUCUGGAGGCAGAAGAUCCAGUGGGACGAACCACUGCCGGAGGAGAUAGGCAGAGCCUUUGCUGCCUGGCGCAGAGAGAUGGGACAGUUCCGAUGUCCUUGCCACUAUUUUGGGCGUGGAGAAGUUUGGACAAUCGAGCUACACGUUUUCGUGGACGCAAGUCAAUCUGCAUUCGCGGCGGUGGCCUAUUGGAGGGUCACGUACAAGAAUUGA
Molecule: messenger RNA, 3879 nt
Organism: Drosophila bipectinata
Lineage: Eukaryota; Metazoa; Arthropoda; Insecta; Diptera; Drosophilidae
Source: RefSeq, a predicted model, not a curated record